This is a messenger RNA of Drosophila navojoa, 958 nucleotides long. RefSeq names its product girdin-like. NCBI's taxonomy places the organism in Eukaryota, Metazoa, Arthropoda, Insecta, Diptera, Drosophilidae. The record is from RefSeq and is a predicted model, not a curated record.
GUUUGGCUAUCUAGCAAAAUACAAAAAUAUUAUUCUACGGGAGCGAGACCGAUUAGCUGGAGAAGUCAUCGAUAUGGAAAAGCGAUUGGCUACAAAUCGUUACUAUUCAGAAAACCUUGAAUAUAUUAUUCGAAAUAAUGAGGACGCGCUAAGUAAAAUGGCUUCUAGGGCAAAAUUUUCAGAAGGGGAACGUAUUAAUGUCGAAUCCAAGCUACGUGCUCUUAUGAAGUCAAUGGAGGAACAGAAAGAGGCCCAUAAUAAAACUAUAAAUAAACUUGAAAUUGCUAAUCGGGAUUUGGGAGAAACUACUCGUAAAUUAAAUCAAAAGAUGAAUGAUUUCGAUCGACAGAAAGUACAAGUUGAUAAAUACAAAAGUGAAGUUAAUGCACUGAAUAAAAUAAUGCAUAAACAUGAGGAUGAUAUUAGUGAGCUGACUAAAGCUCAAAAAAAUAAUGACGAAAUAAUCAAGCAGUUAAGGCUUAUAGAAAAAGAAAAAUCAAAUGCAGUUAUUCAGUUGACAAGUAAAUUAAAAAAAUCUGUUGAAGAUCAGAAUAAUGCAAGCACACGAUUGUAUAAACUUAAUCGGAAAGUCAUGAUACUUAAUAACGAAAUAUUACGUCAUAAAAAUAAUAUUAAUUCCCUUGAGAAAGAUGUUUUAAACGCAAGUGGUCGCGCAGAUGACAUUCGCCGCAUUAAGGAUUCUUUACAAAAAGAGCGAGAUAGUUUACGUAGCGAGAUUAUUAAAUUAAAUAAUUCUAUUGCAGACUUACGGCACGAUAUGAUGCUUAAAACUAACAUGAUCAGUUCAUUAAAUUUAGAUUUAAAUAAGUUAAAUAUCAGGCUAGAUGAAGCAUAUAUUUUAAAAUCUAAAGCAGAAAAAGAACGAGAUGAAAUGGCCCAGGAAAUGGAAACAUUGCAUGAGAGAAUAGAAAGUUAUCAAGGUAAGAAUACUUUUGAA